GCGCGGGCCUCGGAGACGAGCCUUCAAUCUCCAUCCGUCAACACCGGCAGGAGAGAGCACGAGCGCGCAAGAGUCAAAACAUUUAUUUUUUAAUUUUUCUGCGUUGAAAUGUUCAUUUUUCUAGCUCCCAAACAGCUGUGAAUUACACGCAGAGCUGCUCAACCUGCUUUACUUUUCGCUAGAAAACAAUAAUUGCUCCUCCAUGUGGAUAUUUCUCGAACUCUGGAUCUCAUUGCUUUGACAUUUAACAGGAUUUUUGUAAACAAGGAGCCUGAGGAAGGAGCCGACCUUCACACCUGAACACCGGCAGAUCUGCACCUUUCUGUCCGUCCAGACUCCGGUCUCCCCCUCCGUGCUUCUAGCAUGAUGUCUUAUCUCAAACAGUCCCCGUACGGGAUGAACGGACUGGGCCUGAGCGGAACUGCCAUGGACCUGCUGCACCCAUCUGUGGGGUACCCAGGUAACCCACGGAAACAGCGUCGGGAGAGGACCACCUUCACCCGGACACAGCUGGACAUCCUGGAGUCGCUCUUCGCCAAGACGCGCUACCCGGACAUCUUCAUGAGGGAGGAGGUGGCGCUGAAAAUCAACUUGCCGGAGUCCAGAGUGCAGGUCUGGUUUAAGAACAGACGUGCCAAGUGUCGGCAGCAGCAGCAGAGCAGCAACAGCACCAAGGUGAAACCAAUGAAGAAGAAGUCGUCUCCGACAAGAGAGAGCACCGGUUCGGAGAGCAGCGGCCAGUUCACCCCACCAGCGGUGUCCAGCUCCUCCUCCUCUGCUUCCUCCUCUACCUCCUCAUCCUCUUCCUCCUCCUCUGUCUCCUCCGGCCUCGUUGGUCCUGGUCUGAUCAGCACCUCUACCUCCGUCACCGCCCCAGUGUCAUCUAUCUGGAGCCCGGCGCCCAUCUCUCCGGCCCCGGCGCCGGCUACGCUGCCCGAUCCUGCUGCCCCGACCAGUGCUUCCUGCAUGCAGCGCUCCGUGUCAUCUUCUGCCACCGGGGGAACGCCCUCCUACCCGGUGUCGUACAGCCAAACGGCAGCAGCGUACAGCCAGGGUUACCCAGCCUCUGCAUCAGGCUCUUAUUUUGGCGGUGUGGAGUGCGGCUCUUACCUGGCGCCCAUGCACUCCCAUCACCACCCGCACCACCCACACCAGCUCAGCCCCAUGACUGGCAGCUCCAUGUCGGGACACCCACACCACCACAUCGGCCAGACAUCAGGACACCACCAUCAUCACCAUCACCCAUCGCACCACCACCAGGCAUACAGCGCACCCGGCCUCACCUUCAACUCCACAGAUUGUCUGGAUUACAAAGAGCAGACGGCGCCUUCGGCCUGGAAACUCAACUUCAACACCUCCGACUGUUUGGACUACAAAGACCAGGCUUCAUGGCGUUUCCAAGUGCUGUGACUUCCUGUGUUUCUCUUCUUCUCUGCUUACAAAGAAGUAUUCUUUUUGUUGUUGGUGGUUUAUUUUUGAAGAUCUUUUAAACUAAUAGUAGAGACAUUUAAAAAAAAAAGUUUAUUUGUGAAUGAACUGAAACGAUGCACAGAAGCCUGAAGCCUGAGCAGCAGGUUGAGCUCUGUCGUUAUCAGUGGAUCAACUCGUCCAGGAUUAUUUUUCUACUCCAGAACUCGAGAUAAACUGACCCAGUUACAACUUUUGAAGGCCUUUAAUAGUAAAAUUUCAGUGGAACCUGCAAGACUGUGCGUGUCUGGGAUCGUUUCAGUGUUCAAUAAAUGAACUCCCAACUUGAUCUGGAUUAUUCUUCAAAGAAAAACAAUCAACUUUGACAGAAAUAACAUGAAAAGAAAUCACAAAUUAGACUCUUGAGUGGGCUUUUUCUAAAAACUUUUUUUCAGAAACAUGAUGCUGCUAUGAUUUUCAGGUUGCUGAUGUUCAUUUCUAUCUGAUUUCCAACUUGAAUCUUGUUCAGAAACUCGUCGUCCAGCCUGUGGGUGUUGUAUUUUGGAGAUUGAAUUGCAGCACUUGUUUAUAAGGUGAAAGAUUUUGCUAUUUGUUCUUUGCAGAGUAAAGAAAAUAAAAAAUGUGAACUAGACACGCAAUGUCAGUAUUCCAUUCAAAUUUGAAAGAUGUACAUUCGUGUCUUUAUAAUAAAGUCUUGUUAAAACAUGAGCAGUCCAAAGAAAAGUUUAUUUCCACAAUGAUCUAUUCAAGUCCGCUGAGUCCGCUGGCAUUUGUCUCAUCAACAGAGCAGCAAUCAGUAUAAACUAAUUAUACUGAACUGGUUUGACUGGUUUAACAGUGUGAACAGUGACACAGA
Messenger RNA from Larimichthys crocea (large yellow croaker), 2284 nucleotides. Its product is annotated as homeobox protein OTX1 B. Bases 364 to 1410 code for a protein of 348 amino acids. The transcript is spliced from 4 exons. Gene Ontology annotation, cellular component: nucleus. The record is from RefSeq and is a predicted model, not a curated record. Gene Ontology annotation, biological process: multicellular organism development; regulation of transcription by RNA polymerase II. Lineage: Eukaryota; Metazoa; Chordata; Actinopteri; Sciaenidae. Gene Ontology annotation, molecular function: DNA-binding transcription factor activity, RNA polymerase II-specific; RNA polymerase II cis-regulatory region sequence-specific DNA binding.